Molecule: messenger RNA, 1962 nt
Organism: Apis florea (little honeybee)
Lineage: Eukaryota; Metazoa; Arthropoda; Insecta; Hymenoptera; Apidae
Gene: fzr
Product: fizzy and cell division cycle 20 related
Biological process (GO): anaphase-promoting complex-dependent catabolic process; positive regulation of anaphase-promoting complex-dependent catabolic process; positive regulation of ubiquitin protein ligase activity
Cellular component (GO): anaphase-promoting complex
Molecular function (GO): protein binding; anaphase-promoting complex binding; ubiquitin ligase activator activity
Source: RefSeq, a predicted model, not a curated record
UGUUUUCAAACGUAGUACUUCAAACUAAGCAUUUCGAUUGGAGAAUCACGUUCAACCUCUUUAUUUCCGUAUCGAAAAUUUUCCAAGUUGACGUUGAAUAGCGAUUUGAUGAUACACUGUACUUAAUUUCAUCAAUACAGUGACUUGCAUGAGAAAUGACAAUGUAUGUGCAAUCUACGUGAUUUAAAGAAAAGAAAACGUGUUUGAAUAAUUAUGUGACUGAAUGUGAAAGAGUAGCAUUAAAAAAAUGUUUCAUCACGAAUACGAGAAACGGCUGUUGAAGUCAAACAGCGAGAGUCAUAUAGAUAGUCUGGCAGGUUCUGGACUUCAUUCAUCAGUAUAUUUUUCGCCAACUAAAAUGAUGAACAAUAGUUUCGAUCGAUUUAUUCCAACACGAUCGGGCAAUAAUUGGCAAACAACAUUUUCAAUGAUAUCAGAAAAUAAUCGGAAUGGUAUAGUUACAAAGAAGACUCGCGAAAAUGGAGAAAGUAACCGUGAUGGUAUUGCUUAUUCUUGUCUUCUAAAAAAUGAACUUCUUGGAGCAAGUAUAGAAGAUGUAAAAGGACAAUGUGAAGAAAGAAGAGUAUUAUCACCAUUAGUUACCAGAAAUCUUUUUAAAUACAUUACACCUACAAAAGACCAUACACUAUUGGAUCAAAGUUCACCUUAUUCUUUAUCACCAUUGAGUGCUAAAAGUCAAAAACUUUUAAGAUCACCAAGAAAAGCAACAAGAAAAAUUUCCAGAAUACCUUUUAAAGUACUGGAUGCUCCUGAAUUACAAGAUGAUUUUUAUUUAAAUCUUGUUGACUGGUCUUCACAAAAUGUUCUUAGUGUUGGUCUAGGUAGUUGUGUUUAUUUGUGGUCUGCAUGUACCAGCCAAGUGACUAGAUUAUGUGAUUUAUCCAGUGAUGGUAAUAGUGUAACAUCAGUUGCUUGGAAUGAAAGAGGAAACCUAGUUGCAGUUGGUACACAUUUGGGCUAUAUCCAAGUAUGGGAUGUAGCUGUAAGUAAACAAGUAAGCAAAUUACAAGGACAUAGUGCAAGAGUUGGAGCACUAGCUUGGAAUGGUGAAGUUUUGUCAUCUGGUAGUAGAGAUAGGUUAAUAUUACAAAGAGAUGUUAGAACUCCUUGUGUUGUCAGUGAAAGACGUCUAGGAGCUCAUAGGCAAGAAGUUUGUGGACUCAAAUGGUCUCCAGAUAAUCAAUAUUUAGCCUCUGGUGGAAAUGACAACCGUCUUUAUGUAUGGAACUUACAUUCCCUUUCACCAAUACAAACAUAUACCGAACAUCUAGCAGCAGUUAAAGCUAUUGCGUGGUCUCCACAUCAUCAUGGUCUUUUAGCUUCUGGUGGUGGUACAGCAGAUAGAUGUAUUAGAUUUUGGAACACAUUGACAGGUCAACCAAUGCAAUGUGUAGAUACUGGUUCUCAAGUUUGUAAUUUGGCUUGGAGUAAGCAUAGUUCAGAACUAGUCAGUACACAUGGUUAUUCUCAAAACCAAAUUUUGGUUUGGAAAUAUCCCAGCUUAACCCAAGUUGCAAAAUUAACAGGACAUUCAUAUAGAGUUUUAUAUUUAGCUAUGUCACCAGAUGGUGAAGCUAUUGUAACUGGUGCUGGAGAUGAAACUUUGCGUUUUUGGAAUGUGUUCAGUAAAGCACGUAGUCAGAAAGAAAAUAAGUCUGUAUUAAAUCUCUUUACUAGUAUUCGAUAAAUUAAUAUAAAAAGAAUAAUGAUUUUAUGUAUAAUACAUAAUAUAUGCACUAUUCUAGUACUUUGAAAAAUUAUAAUGUAUACAACAUAUAUAACUAAUAAUUUACAAACAUUUAGUUAAAUAUAAGAACAUAUUCUGAAAUCUAUUAAGAUUAAGUUUAUGCACAGCCAAUUGUUCAUUAAUUUUUGCGUGCAAUAAGUUAUUAUUCAUAAAAUUAUGCCCUUAUAAGGAAAAGAAAGAUGAUAUAAUAUAAU